AUGGGCUCCUACCUCUCCAUCGUCAACAACACCGAAGACCCCUGGACCUGCAAGAUCGGACCCGAUGAGGCCGCGCUCAAGAUCGCCGGCAUCGUCAUCUCCGUCGUCGGAGCUGCAGCGACCGUCAUCGGAACGGCCGGAGCUGCUGCGCCCGUCGCGUCAGCCCUCGCCGCCAAUGGAAUAGUAUCCGUCUUUGGGGUAUCUACAAGUGCCUUUGCAACAGCAGCAGCCGCGGCUGCCGGCACUGUCGGCACCGUGGCCUCCGUCACUGGUGCCGUCUCCGGCUUCGGCAUCGCCGUCGCUCAAGGUAUCAACGACAACCUCAUCAACGACGGCUACGUCAGCAUCGCACCUGGCAGCGAGCACAAGUGGGGCAAGAUGAGCCUUUCGCUCUGGCAGCAGGGAACCUGCGUGCGCACCACCAUCGUGGACGAGCACACUGUGACCACGGACACGUUAUACAUGCGUCCAAUCUUCAGCGGCGCCACCGACAACUCGAACAUUGGCCACGAGAUCCAGUUCUGGAUCGAUAAGUUCGGGCUGGAGUCGAAUACCGUGACGGGAACAACGGACCAGCAGUCGAAGCACCGCCGCCACCAUCACCACCACAAGGGAGGCGAGGAGGAAGAUGGACAGACCGUCUACUUCUACGUCAAUGGAACGAACACGUACGACCCCAACUUCACGAACUAG
Molecule: messenger RNA, 693 nt
Organism: Phytophthora sojae
Lineage: Eukaryota; Oomycota; Peronosporomycetes; Peronosporales; Peronosporaceae
Exons: 1
Coding region: 1-693 (230 amino acids)
Source: RefSeq, a predicted model, not a curated record